Messenger RNA from Saccharomyces eubayanus, 711 nucleotides. RefSeq names its product Rab family GTPase YPT52 (gene YPT52). The transcript has a single exon. NCBI's taxonomy places the organism in Eukaryota, Fungi, Ascomycota, Saccharomycetes, Saccharomycetales, Saccharomycetaceae. Bases 1 to 711 code for a protein of 236 amino acids. The record is from RefSeq and is a predicted model, not a curated record. Gene Ontology annotation, molecular function: GTPase activity; GTP binding.
AUGUUGCAAUUUAAAUUGGUUUUAUUAGGUGACUCGUCUGUAGGUAAGUCUUCCAUCGUUCAUCGUUUUGUUAAGGACACGUUCGACGAAUUACGUGAAAGUACGAUUGGUGCUGCUUUUCUAUCUCAAUCGAUCACCAUUCAUCCAAAUGAUGGUAAUGAAGCGAAUGCAAAGGGCGUCGUUGUAAAAUUUGAAAUUUGGGAUACCGCUGGCCAAGAAAGAUACAAAUCAUUAGCACCAAUGUACUAUAGAAACGCCAAUGCAGCUUUGGUGGUUUACGAUAUCACUCAAGAAGAUUCAUUGCAAAAGGCAAGAAAUUGGGUGGAUGAAUUGAAAAAUAAAGUAGGCGAUGACGACUUGGUCAUUUAUUUACUAGGGAACAAAGUGGAUUUAUGUCUAGGGACACCUGAUGCUGAAAUAAGCCAAGAAUCAAACGAAGAUGGGGAUAAUGAACAAAAGGUAAGAGCAAUCAGCACAGAAGAAGCGAAACAAUAUGCACAAGAACAAGGUUUAUUGUUUCGAGAAGUGAGUGCCAAAACUGGUGAAGGUGUUAAAGAUAUUUUCCAGGAGAUUGGUGAGAAAUUAUACGAUCUGAAGAGGGACGAGAUUUUGUCCAAGCAAAAUAGACAGAUUAAUGGAGGUAAUAAUGGCCAGGUAGAUAUUCAUUUACAGAGGCCUUCUACCAACGACCCAACCUCCUGUUGCAGUUGA